This is a messenger RNA of Arachis stenosperma, 3661 nucleotides long. RefSeq lists its product as uncharacterized. The record is from RefSeq and is a predicted model, not a curated record. The transcript has 22 exons. NCBI's taxonomy places the organism in Eukaryota, Viridiplantae, Streptophyta, Magnoliopsida, Fabales, Fabaceae. The coding region runs from base 610 to 2880 and encodes 756 amino acids. Gene Ontology annotation, cellular component: plasma membrane.
ACACACACACAUUCAUAUUCAUCACUCUUUUUCUCCUUCAUUUCCCCUUUCAAACCCCUCUUCUCUUUUUUUUUUCUGCAUUAUUUUGCUUCCUAAUUUUUUACCUCCUCCUUCUUUAUCCCCGUGUUUCUUUUUCUUUCUUCUUUUUGGGGCUUAUUUUAGGGUUUCAAAACUUUUCAAAAGUCUUCCCGUUCCUAAAUUUUAAAGCAAUUCAUCCCCAAAUUCGAAUCUUCACUCUCAUCCCCCUUUUCUCUCUCGUUUCCCAGCUCCCAUUUUCGCUCUGAAAGUCCUCUCCAGAGAAUUGAUUUUUUUUCUUAUCUUUUAAUUUUUUUCCUUCGUUGGUUGAUGUAAAUUUUCAAAUUUUGAUUUGGUGGAAGAAUCGGUUGGUGAGUAGCUGAAAACAACGGAUGUUGUUGCGGUUGUGGGGUUGAUUGAGGGUUCAAUAGUGAAUUUGAAAUGGUGGGGUGCUUGUGAAGAUUAGAAAACUUUUUCCUUUUUUGGAACCCUAGCUAGUUUGCUGUCUAGAAACAUGAAAUAAUUGGUGAUUCAUUUCCGGGGGGUGUUUAUGGUUUUUGUGUGAUUUUCAAUUGGAGAAGAAGAAGAAGCGUUAUGGAGAAUGGUUAUGAUAGGAAAUUGGCUGAGAACUUCUCAGCUUUGCGGAUUAAUAACCAACAUGGUCAACAUCAGCAAGUGCAUGAUCAAUCUCACUUCGAUGCUAACAACAGUGAUAACUUGUAUCAGGUCAUGAAGGCUGUUGAAGCUGCUGAGGCCACCAUUAAGCAGCAGGUGGAAGAGAAUAAUCGGCUCAGGGCUGAACUUUUGAACAAAAUUCAAGAACUAGAAAGAUAUAAGCAAGGUGAAUCAGUGGAUCAAAGAUCUCCUUUGGUUGCUCCUUUGCAGGAGCAGGGUCAUAGAUCAUAUCAAUCAGUUCCAUCAUCAAGUACGCUAGAACAUAUGAUGAAUGCCAGAGGUGAAAUAGUUAAUCGUUCUGAGAACAGUCAAAUAAAUGGGACAUAUAGAGUACAACCAAAUGAUCAGCGACCUGUGGAUAAUGCUGGCCCUUCACAGUUGUCUUCGCCAUCUACAAGUUCAGUCUCUCCUGGCCGGCAUCUACCAGGAGACUAUGAUCCCCGAUUCAGUUCACCUCAGCAGGGCUUGAUGCCAGUGGCAGAAAUGAAUAACUCUAAUACUUUACUGAAGCAGGAUUUGGCUAUCAAGGUACGAGAACAUGAAGAAGAGAUCAUCCAAUUAAGGAAACAUCUUGCAGAUUUUUCUGUAAAGGAAGCACAAAUACGUAAUGAAAAAUAUGUCUUGGAAAAGCGGAUUGCAUACAUGCGCUUGGCCUUUGAUCAGCAGCAGCAAGAUCUUGUAGAUGCAGCGUCAAAAGCUUUAUCAUAUCGACAAGACAUAAUUGAAGAAAAUAUACGUCUAACAUAUGCAUUGCAGGAUGCUCAGCAGGAACGAACAACAUUUGUUUCAUCUUUGAUGCCACUUCUUGCAGAGUACUCCUUGCAGCCGCCUGUUGUUGAUGCCCAGUCGAUUGUUAGCAAUGUCAAGGUUUUAUUUAAACAUCUGCAGGAAAAACUUCUUCGCACCGAGUCGAAGCUAAAGGAGUCACAAUAUCAAUUGAUGCCAUGGCGUCCGGAUUUGAACAAUGCCAAUAUUGCUACGCAAUCACCAUCUCACCCAAUUGGUGCACCUUUGGCAACUUCAAAUAAAAAGGGCCUUGAGCUGGUACCUCAGGAGCUGUACUCCCAAGCAAGGACUCAGGUUUCUGUUGAUUCUCACAUGGGCAAUGAUUGGGAUAUGUUUGGCCGCACACAGACUGGCAUGGGUAGUGGUGUGACAACCAAUGUUGACGGGGAUGAUUCGGGGAGAUAUUCACCUUAUGCAAGCAGGAAUUCUUCAGCUCAUGAUGUACCCAUCCACCUAGGUGAUGCUCAUCCUCCACAUUAUGGAGAGGAGAUAACUAACAAACAGGUGACGUUUCGCGAACCUGUGAGCAACAAUGAUGUGGAUGAUCCUGAUGGAGAUGGAAACAAUAGUGAGAGAGAAACAUCUGCUAACUGGAGUGGCAAUGCGCCUUAUACAACCGCUGUUGAUGAACCUGCUCCCUCGUAUUCUCCAUAUUUGCCACCUGUUCUUGAAGAACCUUCUUCGUCAUUUUCUGAGGCUGCCGACGAUGAUCCCUUACCAGCCAUAGAGGGCCUUCAAAUUUCUGGGGAUGCCUUUCCAGGAAGGGAACUUCAGGCAUGCGGAUACUCCAUCAAUGGCACCACUAGUUGUAAUUUUGAGUGGAUUCGACAUUUGGAAGAUGGUUCCUUUAAUUACAUCGAUGGGGCAAAGCAACCCAACUAUCUUAUCACUGCUGACGAUGUUGAUACAUUGCUUGCCAUUGAAGUCCAGCCUCUGGAUAACAGGAAGCGCAAGGGAGAACCUGUGAAGGUUUUUGCCAAUGAAAACAAAAAGAUUACUUGUGAUCCUGAAAUGCAGAGUUGCAUAGAAAAAGCUUUUUACACGGGACAAGCUUCAUAUAAAGUUACUCUUUCGACUGGAUAUCUUGAUAUAUGGGAACCAGCCACAUUGACCGUUAAGAAGGAAGGUUAUAGUAUCAAAUGUAGUGGACCAAAUGGAGUAGUCAUCACAGAAAAGUUUGCGUCUUCCAGCAGUGUUAUGAUUCCAUAUGGACAUGUUUCAGAAUUUAUUAUAAUGGGUUCAAGUGGCACUGACCAUCUGUUAAGAGCAGAAAGCACUCCAACAGAUGUUUCUGGUGCAAGAGAUACUAUUGUGCUCACCUUGAGAUUAUUCAUCUUAAGGGCUGCGGAGAAAAAGAGAGGGAAGAAAAAAGGAUUAUUCUUUAACAGUUUAAAUUUGAAGUGAAGAAUGGUAGCUGUUUGGCAGAAAAUCUCUGCUUCAUACAGAAGGGUACUGGGAUGGGAGAUGUGUUUUGUGUGUGGAACGAAAAUUUUGCUCCUUUCAUAUUUAUAUAUACUAGGGCCGAAUUAGCUUGAGCUGUAGUUGUGAAUUUAUGUAUUCUUUUUGAAUAUUCAGUAAUUAUUUUUUCCCCCCAUAGCCCUGUAAGUCAAGUGUUGUAUUGCUUGCUGUACUAGUCAUUCUUGUGCAUAUUUUUUUCUUGCAUAUUCAUUCUAGUUUUCUCACUUAAGUGAAAAUGAUAUAUAGUUACCAUUUGAAAUUCGUGUAACCUGUCCCGUUUUCCGGUUUCUUUUUGUUGUCAUUUUUCUUUUUAAUAGAAAAGUUGGAAUAUGUAUCAAUAAUAGUUUAGGUAUUAUUAUUAUUAUUAUUAUUAUUUGGUUGUGAUGGUAUUGUUUUAUCAGCUGUUAAAAAGUAAAGGGAUUUUUAUAUUCAAUCUGUAUUCAUCAUUUCCAAUAAAGUCAGUAAAUUUGAUGUGCUGUUUUAUGUGAGUACAUUAUUCUUGUAAUAGUAUGUGGGGAAAUUCUGAUUGAAGACCCAAUAAAAGACUUGUUGAGAAAUAGUUUUUACUUUAAACUAUCAUUAUCUAUGACUGAUGGUAGAGGUUGCCAUGCAUUACAAUAACAAUUGUCAUUCGAAGUAGGUUGAUCUAUUAUUUCUUUCCACUUUUCUUUUUCCUCUCUUUUUUCCUUUUUUUUCACCCUCUUUUCUUUUUCUUCGCUUUCUCUGC